Molecule: messenger RNA, 1143 nt
Organism: Bactrocera tryoni
Lineage: Eukaryota; Metazoa; Arthropoda; Insecta; Diptera; Tephritidae
Exons: 6
Coding region: 1-1143 (380 amino acids)
Source: RefSeq, a predicted model, not a curated record
AUGGAUAUAUUCAGUUCGGAUGAAAAUAGUAACGCUCUUUGCACAUUAGAUGCAAUUGAAACGCUGCCCAUUUUUAAAUCAUGGGAGUUAAAUGAUGAUAUUUGCUCCAUUCUUGUGGACUACAGAGUGACAUCAACGAUAAUUUUAACAAAAAUGGAUUGGGAAGAUAUCGACUGUUUAUUUGAAAAGCUUCCAACAAAAUUUUUUGGCGAAUGCAUCAAGUUUAAAGCGGGAUUAAGAGAAUGGAGGAAGAACAUGAAUGUACCGCUUGUACGUGAUGCAAGCACCUUAUCUGAGAGUAGUCGAAUUUUGGAGUGGUUAGAGAAAAUUUCUGACGACUUAAAUGCAGCUAAAAGUUCAAGAGAUUCUUCACCAGUACUCCAGCCAACGUAUGAUAACUGCAUGGACAGUCGCAGCUUAACUGACCUUUUAAAAGGUACGGUUAAAGGGCAGCUUGUGCUUCACUUUCAGCAGAAAAAUAGUUUCUUGGACGCCAAGCAGCAGAAUACAUUGUGUCACUGCGUAAUAGAGAAUUAUAUAGGAAGGCGGAAAAAAUUGACAUAUGGAUGCGAUGUAUUCCCCAAAGAGAAUCCGAUAAGUAUUACGAAAAGAAGUGCUGGCUGCAGAAUAAUUGCACACCAUGGGAAUAGGUUAUUGAUUACUGGAAGUCAAAGAAUUAUAGAUAUCCAUAACGCCAGUUCUUUAAGCUGCAUUUUUAGUGAAUAUCCGCGCUAUAAGGACUUUCGUGGAUAUGAACUUGUAGAAAUAGACUUUGAGACUCUUUACCCCGGGAAAGGAAAUAUGUUAUUUUUGAAAUUGGAGAAGUUUUAUAAAGAAAUCCUCAAAAUUUUUGAUAGAGAUAUAAAAGAUCGUGUUUCAAGGGAACUAUUCUUAAAGUAUUUGCACAUUGACAACAUCUCAAAUGAAUGUAAAUAUUGUAUAAGUACAAUUCUUCUACAUGCUUUGCUACAGCCUUUGAGGCUUAAUAAGGACAAAAAACCAACAAUAGCUGAUGCCCAAACAGAUUUCGUAACACUCGUUGCAACAUGUAAUGAUAUUCAACCCACAAUAAUUGAAUUGAAGAACCAGUUUGCGAUUUCAAAUUCACCUCAAAAAACGUUUGAAAAUAGAAAAUCGCAAUAG